UCCGAGAGGUGGGUUAGGUCGGGCGGUCGUCGUCCCGCGCAAUCCACACCUCCACGCAACUCUGCAUGCACGCGCGCCAACGCGGUGGGUGCAGUCCGCUUACCUGAAUCGGCGACGGCGCCCGCGGUCAAGCCAGACGCUGCCCACCGCCCCCGGCGACCCGGUCGCCCGGCGCCGGACACCCCCCUAUAUCCCCCGCGCAUGCGCCCGCUCCCUUCCAUUCCUCGUCCGACUCCCACCUCGCACACUCCCACGCUCACAACUACGUCCGAGGUGCAGCAGACCAGCUCGGUGGCAAGAUCGUCGGUCGGUCGACGACGCAUGGCGGCCAUGCCGUCGUCGGUGGUGGCGGAGCUGGAGGGCACGCUGCUGCGCGACGCCUGCACCUUCCCCUACUUCAUGCUCGUGGCGUUCGAGGCGUCCGGCCUGCCGCGCUUCGCCGCGCUGCUGGCGCUCUGGCCGGCGCUGCGCCUGCUGGAGCUGCUGCUGGGCCGGGGCGGCCUGGCGCUGCGCUGCGCGGCGUUCGUGGCCACGGCCGGGGUGCCGCGGGCGGAGCUGGAGGCCGUGGCGCGCGCCGUGCUGCCCAAGUUCAUGGCCGACGACGUCGACCCCGCCGCGUGGGCGGCCUUCGGGGCCUGCGAGGGGAGGCGCGUCGUCGUCACCCGCAUGCCCCGGGUCAUGGUCGAGUGGUUCGCCAGGGAGCACCUCGGCGCGCACGACGUCGUCGGCUGCGACGUCGAGUACAGCCGGCUCAGGCGGUGCACCGGGCUCAUCAAGGGCGGCCGCGACGAGGCCGUCGCCGAACGCGUGCGCGCGCUUUUCCGGGACGGCGACCGGCCGGACCUCGGUCUGGGCCGGUCGGAAAUGGCACGAUCGUUCUUGCCCUUGUGCAAGGAGCAACUCCAGCCGCCGUUCUCCGCGGACGACGACGACGUGGCGAAGCGACCGAAGUGCCCUCCGUUUCGCCCGGUCAUCUUCCACGACGGUCGGCUCGUGCGCCGGCCGACGGCGCUCAUGUCCAUCGCCAUCCUCCUCUGGAUCCCCCUCGGCGUCCUCCUCGCCAUCGUCCGCAUCACGCUCGGCAUCGUCCUCCCCAUCCAGGCCCUCCCCUACGUCGCCCCCUUCGUCGGCGGCGCCGUCAUCACGCGCGGCCGGCCCCCCGCCCCGACUACCGGCGCCAACGGCUCGCCCACGGGCGUCCUCUUCGUCUGCACGCACCGCACGCUCAUGGACCCGGUGGCGCUCGCGUUCGUGCUCGGCCGGCGCGUGGCCGCCGUGACCUACUCCCUCUCCCGGCUCUCGGAGGUCCUGUCGCCGAUCCCGACGGUGCGGUUGACGCGCGACCGCGACACGGACGCGGCGCGGAUGCGGGCGGAGCUGGCGCGGGGCGACGUGGCGGUGUGCCCCGAGGGCACCACCUGCCGGGAGCCCUUCCUGCUCCGCUUCUCGGCGCUGUUCGCGGAGCUGAGCGACCGGAUCGUCCCCGUGGCGACCAACUACCGCGUGGGGCUCUUCCACCCGACGACGGCGCGGGGGUGGAAGGCCAUGGACCCCAUCUUCUUCUUCAUGAACCCGCGGCCGGUGUACGAGGUGACGUUCCUGAACCAGCUCCCCGCCGAGGCGACGUGCGCCGCCGGGAGGAGCCCCGUCGACGUCGCCAACUACGUGCAGAGGAUACUCGCGGCCACGCUGGGGUUCGAGUGCACCACCUUCACCCGCAAGGACAAGUACCGGGUGCUCGCCGGCAACGACGGCAUCGUCGGCGCCAAGCCCGCCGCGACGGCGACGGCGACGGCGGCGACCAAGCCAGGAUGGCAGCGCCGGGUCAGGGAGGUGCUCGGGUUCUUGCGCUUCACCAAGAUCGAUUAACCACCGGAACAAAGGCAUGCAUGUAGCCCAACCACUCAACCGGCUACAUGCUGCUGUAUAUCUGCUCAACAAAAAAUUGUAACAUACCACAGACGUUAGAAAUUCACGUUAAUCUACACGUUUGUUUUUAGUUUUUUUCUUUCAAAAAGAAAAGUGUUCAAUUUUGGUGUUGUAAAUCUUCGGGCGAGUGUAGUGUCUGUAAUUAAUGAGCUUGAGUCGUUGGUAGUUGAGCAGUCCUCUAGUCUGUAUUGGCUUAUCUCCAUCUUUUUUUACAGUGAUGGGUUUUACUGAAAUCGAUGGGCUUAUCUCCA
Molecule: messenger RNA, 2180 nt
Organism: Triticum dicoccoides
Lineage: Eukaryota; Viridiplantae; Streptophyta; Magnoliopsida; Poales; Poaceae
Product: glycerol-3-phosphate acyltransferase 5-like
Exons: 2
Coding region: 202-1869 (555 amino acids)
Biological process (GO): cutin biosynthetic process
Cellular component (GO): membrane
Molecular function (GO): glycerol-3-phosphate 2-O-acyltransferase activity; phosphatase activity
Source: RefSeq, a predicted model, not a curated record